Ostertagia ostertagi is the source of this 432-nucleotide messenger RNA. The record is from the annotation of a GenBank genome assembly. NCBI's taxonomy places the organism in Eukaryota, Metazoa, Nematoda, Chromadorea, Rhabditida, Trichostrongylidae.
AUGGUAGUUCACCCGAAGGUGCGAUGGGGGUCAUCUUCAGCUUCGAGUCUUAAAGACCCGCAAAGACAGCUAGACGAAGCUGUCACUCUUGUGAACACUCUCCCUGGGUUUCGAGUUGUAGAAUCGACUAUCGUGGGGGUGGACUACAACACAAAGCGGAAACGAGUAUGGGGUAGGGGUCAACUUGAAGCAUUAGUAAGUAAGAAGCAACAAUCACGGGUCAGCGCUCUCAUGGUGAACGUCGACAUGCUUUCACCUAUACAACAGUAUGAGCUCUUCAAUGCUUUCCGGGUUCCAAUAUACGACCGGUACAACAUCGUUCUUUCAAUUUUCAAGCACUAUGCUAGAACGCCCGAGGCGCAUCUUCAAAUCCAGCUUGCUGAGAUACCCUACAUUAGGAGCCGCUUACAUUACCUCAACAAAUAUCGCUCC